UGGCGGGAGGCGCAUGCGCAGUGGAGCUUCCCUUGUGCCCGGGCUUUGAUUGCUUUGCAGAGUAGCCUGGCUUGGCUUCCUUUGCAGACUCUUCUUUUGCAGCCGCCUGAGGACAGGGCUGGGUUUUGCAAAGCAGAGGGAAGCAAAGGCGACACAGUUUCCCCCCUUCUCUCUCUUGCAAGGAGCAUUAUUAUUAUUUUUUUAAUUUGUGUUUUGCAAACAUUUUGCAACAAUAAUAAUAAUAUUUACUUUUGCAAAAAAAGGAAGCUUGCUUUUUUGUUGCUUUCUUAAAAGGAUCAAAGCAAAUCAGAAAAGUCUUUUGUUUCAAUUUUAUUAUAUAUUUUUUUGCAAUUGCCAGAAGGUAUAGAAAAGCAAAGAAAAGGUGGUUUUAAUCCUAAUUUUGAAUUAUUUUUAUUUAUUUUUUAAUUUUUGGAGACACACAAAAAAAAGAGGGCUUUGUUGAGUGGGAGGUGCAAAGAGGCUGAAAGAUGUCUUAUCAAGGCAAGAAAAAUAUUCCACGCAUCACGAGCGAUCGCCUUUUGAUCAAGGGUGGCAAAAUAGUUAACGAUGACCAGUCGUUCUAUGCAGACAUUUACAUGGAAGAUGGGUUAAUAAAACAAAUAGGAGAGAAUCUGAUUGUGCCGGGGGGAGUGAAGACGAUCGAAGCCCACGGACGGAUGGUCAUCCCCGGAGGAAUCGAUGUCCACACUCGCUUCCAGAUGCCGGACCAAGGGAUGACCUCUGUCGACGACUUCUUCCAAGGAACGAAAGCGGCUCUGGCUGGAGGCACCACCAUGAUCAUUGACCAUGUCAUUCCUGAGCCGGGCACCAGUUUGCUUUCGGCAUUUGACCAGUGGCGAGAAUGGGCGGACAGCAAAUCCUGCUGCGACUACUCUUUGCAUUUGGACAUCACCGAAUGGCACAAAGGAGUUCAGGAGGAGAUGGAAGCUUUGGUCAAGGAUCAUGGUGUGAAUUCUUUCUUGGUAUACAUGGCCUUCAAGGAUCGCUUUCAGCUAACAGAUUCCCAGAUCUAUGAGGUCUUGAGCGUGAUCCGUGACAUUGGUGCCAUUGCUCAAGUCCAUGCCGAGAAUGGUGACAUCAUUGCUGAGGAGCAGCAAAGGAUCUUGGAAUUGGGAAUCACUGGCCCCGAAGGACAUGUUCUGAGUCGGCCUGAAGAAGUUGAAGCUGAAGCUGUGAACCGAGCGAUCACCAUUGCCAACCAAACCAAUUGCCCCUUGUAUGUUACCAAGGUGAUGAGCAAAAGCGCAGCGGAAGUGAUUGCCCAGGCCAGGAAAAAGGGCACUGUGGUUUAUGGAGAGCCCAUCACGGCAAGCUUGGGAACCGAUGGAUCUCACUACUGGAGUAAAAACUGGGCCAAAGCCGCUGCUUUCGUCACCUCUCCACCACUGAGCCCUGACCCAACCACUCCGGACUUCCUCAACUCCCUUCUCUCUUGUGGAGAUCUCCAGGUUACUGGCAGUGGCCAUUGCACCUUCAACACUGCCCAGAAAGCUGUUGGGAAAGACAACUUUACUAUGAUCCCUGAAGGAACCAAUGGAACCGAGGAAAGGAUGUCCAUCAUCUGGGAUAAAGCUGUGGUUACUGGGAAGAUGGAUGAAAACCAGUUUGUGGCUGUCACCAGCACCACUGCUGCCAAGAUCUUCAACUUGUAUCCCCGAAAGGGACGCAUUGCCGUGGGCUCCGAUGCGGACCUGGUCAUCUGGGACCCGGACAGUGUAAAGACAAUCUCGGCGAAGACUCACAACAUAUCUGUGGAAUACAAUAUCUUUGAGGGGAUGGAGUGCCGUGGGUCACCGUUGGUGGUGAUCAGCCAGGGGAAGAUCGUCCUGGAGGAUGGCAAUCUUCACGCAACUGAGGGCUCUGGGCGAUAUAUUGCCAGGAAACCCUUCCCUGACUUUGUUUACAAGCGCAUCAAAGCAAGGAGCAGGUUGGCUGAGCUGAGAGGUGUUCCCCGCGGCCUGUAUGACGGCCCCGUCUGCGAAGUUUCGGUGACGCCAAAAACGGUCACGCCAGCCUCCUCGGCCAAGACUUCCCCGGCGAAACAGCAGGCCCCGCCUGUUAGGAACCUGCACCAGUCCGGAUUUAGCUUGUCUGGUACAUACCUAUGUGCGCAGAUCGACGAUAACAUCCCACGCCGCACCACGCAGCGCAUUGUGGCACCUCCCGGGGGCCGUGCCAAUAUCACCAGCUUGGGUUAAAGCGAUUGCACCGCGGGAGGAACACCGUCCGCUUAGCGGGUCAUGGGAGAGGGUGGGGGCACUUGAAGACCCCUUUUUGCUUCUUUUAGAGCCUGUGACGGUUACUGCGGGCAACCAUCAUCGGGGUAAGGCCUUGUGGAGGCCUCGGUCCAGUUCUCCCCACCAUUCUCUUUUUGUCGUCAGUCUCUUUUCCCCUUUAACCUUUCCACAGAACCUACUCACUCUGCCAUUCGUACACAUUUUGGGAACCCACCCCCCCUUGUUUUGUACACAAUGUGGGAGAUGUGAAAAAAAAAAUGGCAAACAUUGAAAAGUAGAACUUUGGCUUAUGUUACCAUCGAAACUCAUUCCAUGUCUUUCUUUUCCCCUUUCCAUUGUUCUUUUAAAGGAGGGAUAAAGUGAAUUUCUUGAGA
Molecule: messenger RNA, 2632 nt
Organism: Anolis sagrei ordinatus
Lineage: Eukaryota; Metazoa; Chordata; Lepidosauria; Squamata; Anolidae
Gene: DPYSL2
Product: dihydropyrimidinase like 2
Cellular component (GO): cytoplasm
Molecular function (GO): hydrolase activity, acting on carbon-nitrogen (but not peptide) bonds
Source: RefSeq, a predicted model, not a curated record